Messenger RNA from Paramacrobiotus metropolitanus, 2123 nucleotides. RefSeq names its product meprin A subunit beta-like. Gene Ontology annotation, biological process: proteolysis. The record is from RefSeq and is a predicted model, not a curated record. NCBI's taxonomy places the organism in Eukaryota, Metazoa, Tardigrada, Eutardigrada, Parachela, Macrobiotidae. Bases 157 to 1377 code for a protein of 406 amino acids. The transcript is spliced from 8 exons. Gene Ontology annotation, molecular function: zinc ion binding; metalloendopeptidase activity.
UAUCUGCUGUCGUUCUUACGGCACUACGGUAUAAACGUACAAUAGAGAUAUAUUACGUAACACAAUACUAAGGUGCGCGAAAUGUCGGUUUGAACUUGGUUUUGACUGGGAUUAACCCUAAACGGUGCUGUUGGCUUCUGUGAUUCUGCCCGACAAAUGCUGCUUCUGGCAUCCUUGGUGUUCACUCUUCCGAGAUUGACCAAAGAAAGCGUACUCCCACCGAAUUGGCGAGACUUCCUGGAUCCCCUUUUAUUAACCAAAAAUGUUAAUGAUCAAGACAAUCGCUACAGCCGACGCCUGUUUGAAGGAGACAUUGUUGGCUUAGACAGCGUCAGCGCAGAUGAUCGGAAAGAAGCUAAUGAUGUUCCUGGGGAACGAAGUAUCUGGCCGAACAACACCAUACCUUACAAGCUGUCAUGUCAACUAACGGGCAAUAUCAUACUGGACUCCAUGGACGUUAUUAGCCGGCUCACCGGGAACUGCGUUAAAUUCAACGCUUUCGCCAUAGACCGCACUAUACCGACCAUACUUCCGAAAGUGGAGGGCACCAAGAUGGGUCAAAACGAGAAUCUGAGUCCACUAGAAGUGGCACGCAUUCACAAGCGGUUCCGGUGCAGCACAGUGGCAAAAGUCAGGAGUCUACUUGAAAAUACCGAAGCCAGUACAACCGGGGCAAACGUCCCAGUAAUCCAAAACGAUGUUCUUGGGUGUGACCUUUCGCGCGACCCACCGUGUCCACUGCAGAAAGCCGUCACACCGUUUCCUAAAUCGCCGGACGAUGAUGCAGUCUACGUUGUUCCUUACAUUCUGGAAACUAGUGUACCACAGGAUACAGUGCCACUGAUUCAGCACGCUCUGGGUGAUAUUGAGAAGUCUCUCGAUGGAUGUGCCGUCUUCAGGGGUGUGGACGCUGCAGAGGCCGACGCCAGCGAAGCGGGAGCAUUGAAGAACAUAAUACACAUUCAAGGCGGUGCAUACUGUGCUGCUCAGUUCAGAGAAAACAGCGCCGGCGAUGGCAUUAUUAUUUUAAGUGUCGCUUGCGUCCAAAAACAGUCUAGCAGUACUAUCCAACGGUUGUUCAUGCUAGCCAUCGGCUUACCGCAUGAACAUGUGCGCAGCGAUCGAGACGAUUACAUCGAAAUUCAUUGGGAAAACAUCGUUCCAGGACGGUCCGAUGACUUCAGGCGGAACAAACUUCCAAGCUUAGACACUGGCCCGUACGAUUAUUAUUCGCUGUUGCAUCCCGGUCCCAGUUUCUUGGCUAACGACGCAGCACAUCCCACGCUGAGUGCAAAAUCUGCGACGAACAUUGGCCCUGGGGACCGGCUGAGUGACGGCGAUGUUAAGAAGCUUAGGAGACUAAUCUGUGGAGGUUGAUACGUUGCAAUCUGGAACCUGUUCUGUAAUAGCUUCGACAACAGCCCCGUCUUCUUCGACUUCGCAAGUAUCAGCAGGUACGUAAGCGGCAUUUGAGUUCCGGCGACUGACCUACACGCUUGAGAAGUACACGUACUUACAAUUUACGACAAAAAAGUGGAUCUGUCCAUACAUGUAUUAUUGUUUAUUAAUCCGCAAACGAGCAAUUCUUUUCACAGCCGUUUUUUAGCUUCGUCUACAAAGUAUAACCAUCCGCUGAUCUGUACUCGUAUAACAACGUUGUACGAUAGAAAAAUACGAGUAUACUUUGAUAGAGAACUUUUCUUCAUGUUUUUGCGCCGUUGCGCCUUAUGUUAUAAAGGCGCAGAACCAUCUUAUUGUCAUCUUUGUACUCGUAUAUUAUAUUUUUUCAUCGCUCAUCAACACAUGGACAAUCUGCGAGUUUAGUCGAGCGAAGGGUUUCCCACACCGAUUAACGGCGGACGUGAUGUGCACAAAGGAUCGUGCCUCUUUGCGUGGGUUGACUAUAUGAGCGACUGCAAUGAAGACUGCAAGCGGAAUUGGGCUUCAAAGGAGGACAUUGUGGAAGUUUAUUUAAUAUUAACUGCUGGUGCGAGCAAAUUAUUUUUCCGCCCGAAUGAAAAGCCUUUACAAUUUCUGUCAUACAAUUUCUGUCAUGAAUAGGAUCGGCACGCCGAUCAGAUUAUCGCACGAUGUCCGACGAAAGUACUAUCCAUAAGUGCCCA